GGUGUCUGAUAAGGAAAUCGCUAAAUCCAUGGAUAAAUGUGGAUAAUGACAAAAAAUAUGGGGACCAAACUGAAAGAAUAUGACAUUAAUAUACUCUUGGGCUUAACAUAUAUCUUAGUUUGGGCCCAUUAUUAAUGUUUAACUUAAGCCCAUGGGCAUUUCUCUUGUAAGCCCAUAGUUCAUUCGCCAUUAUCUCCGGCUAGUCGCCGAGACUUUCACGUCGGAAUUAGUGACACGCGCGUGACGAGCGAUGGGAGAAGAAGAAGCGCGUAGUUGGAUUUGCGGAGACGAAACGGCGAAGCAGAUGUUAUCAAGGGUUCUUAAAGACCGUGCAUUCAUGCUUCUUCCGCCUCUUCACCGUGUACCUUUACGCGCCGGGAACGUAGUCGAGAUCACCGGCGCAUCUCCGUCUGCGAAAACUCAGAUCCUGAUUCAAGCUGCGAUCAGUUGCAUUCUUCCUAAAACGUGGAACGGCAUUCACUAUGGAGGAUUAGGGAAACUGGUUUUGUUUCUCGAUUUGGAUUGUCGCUUUGAUGUACUCCGGUUAUCUCAAAUGCUCAAGCAUCGUCUUCUUCAAGCUAACCGGUUAGGAAAUGGAGCAUGGUGGCAACUUGAAGAGUCAAAUGUUAAGAGUUGCAAAUCUGCACAAGAGAAGCCAAAGACUGUGUUUGAUGAGGAGUUAUAUGUUUCAUGCAUGAAAAGGUUUCUGUAUGUUCGUUGCUAUGAUAGUCUUGAGCUUUUGUCCAGUCUCAAGACAUUGCAUUACCGGAUCCGACAACAGGAAGCCUGUGGAAGUCAAGUCGGAGUGCUUAUGAUUGACAGCAUUGGUGCUUUCCACUGGACUGAUCGUCUAUCAUCAUCAUUGGCAUUGGAGACACAUAACAGGAAAAGUCUGUCCCUAACGAAUGUGGUGGAGAUGAUAGUGCAAGAGUUGAAGAAGCUCCUGCAGGUGCAUUCGCUGGUAGUACUUGCCACUAAGGCUACAAUUUAUGAAGAAAAGUACCCAGCAAUUGAGAAUAAUCGAAAGUUCUCCUCAAACGACGAUUUUCCAGGGAACGCUGCAAGUAAAGCUCAGCAACCUCUAAUUCGUGAAUUCAUGCCUUCUUCUUGGCAGGCAUUUGUAACACAUAAGAUAAUCAUACGAAAAUCUGCUGAUCAUCGGUCUUUACAAACGGGGCAACAAAAUUUGUCGGCAUAUUUACUUGAAUGGCUACAACCGCAACUCAGUAGCAUAGAUCGAUUCAUAGUAGACGAUUCCGGUAUUGUCAUUGUCUCGUGACCUAGAUUUCACUUCAGGUAUUCUUCAAUAUCUCUUUCUCUCUUAGAGACUCACACAUGUUUGUAAGUAUGUAAUGUGUAGAAACCAUAAACUAUUGUGAAUUCAAAGUUAGCUAUUAGCUAAGCAGCUUGCAGCAAAGUCGCCAGAUGUAAAGUUUAUGAUAAUUAUUUACAUCAGAAAGAGGAAAAAUAUGGACAGCAAAACUUAAAUCUUUAAA
Messenger RNA from Arabidopsis lyrata subsp. lyrata, 1496 nucleotides. RefSeq names its product DNA repair protein XRCC2 homolog. Gene Ontology annotation, cellular component: replication fork; Rad51B-Rad51C-Rad51D-XRCC2 complex. Lineage: Eukaryota; Viridiplantae; Streptophyta; Magnoliopsida; Brassicales; Brassicaceae. Bases 251 to 1279 code for a protein of 342 amino acids. The record is from RefSeq and is a predicted model, not a curated record. Gene Ontology annotation, molecular function: DNA binding; ATP binding; ATP-dependent DNA damage sensor activity. The transcript is spliced from 9 exons. Gene Ontology annotation, biological process: double-strand break repair via homologous recombination.